This is a messenger RNA of Haplochromis burtoni (Burton's mouthbrooder), 2759 nucleotides long. RefSeq names its product reticulon 2b (gene rtn2b). The coding region runs from base 90 to 728 and encodes 212 amino acids. The record is from RefSeq and is a predicted model, not a curated record. The transcript has 7 exons. NCBI's taxonomy places the organism in Eukaryota, Metazoa, Chordata, Actinopteri, Cichliformes, Cichlidae.
CGGAGCUGGGGUGGCCAAAAAAAGCCUGGAGUGCAAGCCAACGGUGGAAGCACAAGAAAGAGAGGAGAGCAAGCAGGACCGCCGCUGAAAUGGCCACCAAACUUGUGGAUCUGGUGUACUGGCGCCACAUGUGGAGGACUGGUGUGGUGUUUACAGGGCUGGUAAUCGGUCUGGCCAGCUUGUUCCAGCUUAGUGCCGUGACUGUGGUCUCCAACGUCUUUCUGGGUGUCAUGUGCAUCACCUUCCCCCUCCGUUUUUAUUAUAAGCUCCUGGAGCUCCUGCGCUGGAACCCCGGGGUUCACCCCUUUCAGUCAUGUCUGGAUUACGACAGCUCUCUGACAAAUAAGGAGACGGUGAUGCUGGUGGAGGAGACGGUGCUGCUGAUCGCAUUUGCUGUCACAGAAAUCAAACGGCUCAUUUUCAUUGAAAACAUAUUUGACUCUAUUAAGUUUGUUGUGCUUCUGUAUCUGCUGACCUAUGUUGGCAUCCAAACUAACGGACUGACCCUGGUAAUAAGUGCUGUGAUCGCUGUUUUCUCCCUUCCUUUGCUGUACAAAAAGCAGCAGGUGCGGAUAAGAAGGAUUGCUAGAGCCGUCAGAGCUUUUCUAAAGAGAGUCAAAAGCCUGUUCUCCAGUGUGUACGAUUCGGUGAGCCCCCCUCCAGCCCCUGCACCAAAACCUGCAAUUUCAGCUGCGAAUGUGCCCAAACAGAAAGCCAAGUCAAAGUAACUGUGUUGGUCACGUAUUGAAAACACCCAGCAUUUGGGAUUUGGGGAAAGACUGGAAGGGCACAUCCUCUGGGGGGCGGCUGGAGGGGCUGCUCGUUUCCACUUCUCCACCAUGAUGUUUGUUUAUGGGAGCAAGAUAUAAUUGAUCCUGACAGCUUAAACAAAGCUGCCAUUCACUGAAGGAGGGAGAGGAUGAGGAGGUGUAUGAGGAGGGGAAUUUUAGUUACUGUGAUGCUCUCUGUGGGCAGCGUCUAAUAGAACCAGUUCACACAGUCAUACUCUUCGAGUGGGCUAUGGAUGGCACAGAACAUCACAGCUUUUUUUUUUCUUUAAUAACAAGUGUAUUUUUACAUAACUAGUCCGCUGUGUUCCUGUCAAACUGUGGAAGUAUUUAUAAUGAAGCCCUGCAGCAUUAUUGCUGCCUUUAUUAUGAAGCAUCAUUCAUUGUUAGCUUCAUAGAAUAAAAAGACAUGAACAUCGCCUGCUAUUAAUCAGCAUUAAUAGUGCUGCACUUGCUAAGUCGAGGAAAAAGCUUGGUAAGCAGCCAGCCCCACAACCUUUAAAAGACUUACAUGAGAAAUAAUGAGAGUGUUCUCCUUUAAUCUUAGUGCUAAUCACUUUUAAUUAGAAACAAACAGUGACCUCAUAUUUGUGGGGAAAGCAGUUUGCUAAUAAAAAAAGUACAACUCUUAACAAGUGGGAGGAAUAUUGACUCUUGUAGUAAAUGCAGUUCAUUUUGAUUGAUCAAAACACAAAAAGGCACUUUCUAGAUAACAUCUUAGACUGUAUACAAAAGAUAGACAUAGCAACCAUGAAAUCACCCAAUGUUUUUAAAAAAAUUGCCAUGUUUUUUUAAACCACACGACAUGAGUGUGGGACGGUUUUCGUUGUGUAACUGGGUGACACCACACGCUCCCUGGCUAAUGACUUGUCAAUCAAAUGGUAAAGCAUUCCUUGCUUUAUUGUCCUUCUGUCCUUCUGUGAUUCGCUGUGCAUAUAAAUAUGAGUACAGCGCUGUGUAGAGUAAUUUAGUAUUAUGGCUGUAUUCACUAAUCUUCCAUUGUUUUGAGUUACGACUUGCUAAGCCAUCACUAACUAGCUAAUCAAUUAUCACAUGUCCAUAACUGCAGGAACCAGAUGCUUAAACUGCUUCCAGGGAACAUUUGAGGAAGCCAUUAAAUCAGUUAUAGUCAAAUUUGGUGCAGUUUCAGGAAUUUCAUGGAAUUAUCAGCACUGAUGGCAAAAUUGUGGACUUUAAUUUCAUUCUUUCCCCCCCAAAAUAAUGAAUAUAUCCCCACAGCAUUACAGUUUGUGAAGUAUAAAACAUGCUUUUUACACUUUUACCACUUAUCUAGAAGUAGUUGCUACCACAUGCUGUAAACAUAGAAAUUAGGUGACUUUGUACAAACAUGAGCACAGAAAACAACAUGACAUGUGGGCGAAUGGGAAAGAAGAGUUUGGGUGAACUCUUUCGUUAUUGUAGCAACCAGCUGCCAAGCCUGAGCCAGUAGUCAGCAGUGUCGUUUAAGCCUCUAACGCUCCAUGUUUUAGACCAUAAAAAAGAAGCUGCUGCUCAUACUAAUGUGUCUUAAUGAGCGUGUAAAACUCAUGUUGGAUAGUUAUGCUUUUAUUUACCAACAAUAUUCUGUCGAUUUAUUUUCAAAAGUCUUAUUUUUAGAAAGAGUAUUUUUUCUAAUCUUCAACCAUAUUUACCCACCUCUGCAGUAUACAGAGAACAGUAAAACGUGGAUAUUCUAAACAAAAACUGUUGAUUGCAUAAAUGAUGCAUUAGUGCAAUAUCAGAAUUAGUGUAGUAUCAGUGGUACUGCGCACUUUGCGUGUGAAAUUAGCAGACUUUUUUCUCUUAGUCACUGUAAUAACAACCAUCAGUAUAAACACAUGGUCUUAAAAAACAGCUGCCUAAAGUCAGGCAUCAUCUGCUAGCCCAUGUUUUAGGUCUACUCUGUAUUUGUAAUGGAUUUUUUGUUUUUAUUGUGAUGUUCUAUUGUAAUUUUGCUCCCAAAUAAAAUCU